Diachasma alloeum is the source of this 1623-nucleotide messenger RNA. RefSeq names its product eukaryotic translation initiation factor 4H (gene eIF4H1). NCBI's taxonomy places the organism in Eukaryota, Metazoa, Arthropoda, Insecta, Hymenoptera, Braconidae. The record is from RefSeq and is a predicted model, not a curated record. The transcript has 6 exons. Gene Ontology annotation, molecular function: RNA binding. The coding region runs from base 52 to 951 and encodes 299 amino acids.
UCGAGCGCGGCGCGCUCUCUUCCCCGGUUUCUCAGUUUUCUCGCAUCCAACAUGGCUGGUCGAGGUGGUUACGAAGAUUCUAGGGAUUUUUCCGGUGGAGGUGGCUACCGAGGUAGCAGGAAACCUUUGCCCACUGAACCACCCUACACGGCGUACGUGGGAAAUUUACCCGAUGGAGUUGUUCAAAGGGACAUUGAUAAGAUGUUCUCCGAGCUGAGCGUUAAGAAUGUGAGAUUGGUGAAGGAUCGAGAAACCGACAAGUUUAAGGGAUUCUGCUAUGUCGAAUUCUCCACAGUGGCUGACUUACAGAAUGCCCUGCAAAUGAGGGGUGGAAUAUUUGUCGAGCAGCAGGAAAUUAAAAUUGACAUUGCCGAGGGGAAAAGAGACAAUAGGGGUGGAUUUGACAGAAAAGGAGGGCGCCCAGGUGGCGGUGGACCUGCAUCUGGUGGAGGUUUUGGUAGCUCUUCUAUGUACCCGAGAGGAUACAAUGAUAGAAGACAACAGGGUGGUCCUGGGGGAAGACCAGGUGGAGGUGGUUUUGGAGGUGGAGAUAUGAGAGGAAGAAAUCAAGGAAGUUACGGUAGUUUCAGUGAGGAUGGCAAUCGCGAUUGGCCGUCACGUGCCGGUGGUGGUGGUGGGUCUGAUCGUAGUGGUCCGAGAUCAUACGGUGGUGGUGGACCAGGGAGAAGUGCUCCUGGGGAGCGCAGAGGGGUUCCUGGUGAGCGCAGCAAGUCCUUCCAGGAUGAACCAUUCCUCCAAGACCCACCAGCAGACACAACCGGAAGAAAACGUCUUCAACUUCUCAAGAGAACUGUCAAAGAACCCGUCAAUGCACUAGCUGCAUCCAGCAAAAGCAGUUCAAUUUACGGUGGAGCCAAGCCACGAGAGGAAAAAGUUGGGGAGGACAAUCCCAACGAUGAAACUGAGGAUAACCCCGAAGCAGACAAUUGAUUUGGCUAAAUAUUGAAUUUGUUUUUAAACUGAUAAUUUUGUGUAAAGAAGAAAAAAAUUACAAAUCCAUGAAAACUAUUUUUUUCCCCCCACCUAAUUUUUGUUUAGAAUAGUAGUUUCAGUUUUGAGCAGUUGAUUAUCAUGAGAGAAUUAUUGCAUUGGGGUGAAUUAUCACUGAAUAAAUGAAUUAAGUAAAUAACGAUAGUGAUUUUUAAUUGAUGAAUGAAGCAUGCGUGAUUUAACGAGCGCGCCAACAAUUAUGCAUCAAUAAUAACAAUUUCAUUACCGAAGACAUUUUAUCAAUUCAGUUGGAUUAAUCGAUGAAAGGCAGGGUUUUUAUGGUCAUUGAGAACUAUUAAUAAAUAAUUGAUCAUGAAGACAGUGCCCUAUUAACACGAACGAUAAUAAAGUUACAGAAAUUACAAAAUAUAUGUAAAACAAUGCUUGUAUAUGGAUCAAUAUUUCAUGAAAAUAAAGUAGAUGUUUGCCUCAUAUAUAUCGAAAUUGUAAUGUACCAUAAAAUAAAGAUGACAAUUCAAACUGAAUGAUUUUAAAUAUCAUGAUAAUGACGCUAGGAAAUUUGUCUCUUGUAAUUUUCAUUGUAAAUGUUAAUUGUACCGGCGUUGAUGUAUUUUGUAAGUCGGCCUCUAAUAUACUGAUAAUUUAAUUAAA